AUGGGUUAUUUGUUGCUUGUGUCCCUAGGUUUACUGUCGUUUGCGUCCAUUGGUUAUCUGGCUCUUGCUGCCAUUGGUAAUCGGUGCAACCCUGCCAUUGGUUAUGUGGGUCUUCCUGCGGUUGGUAUUCGGUCCCUUGCGUCCAUUGGUUAUGUGGCUCCUGCUGCCAUUGAUGUUCGGUCUGUUGUGUCCAUUGGUUGUCUGGUUGCUGCUGCCAUUGUUGUUCGGUAUGUUGCAUCCAUUGGUUCUCUGGCUGCUGCUACCAUUGUUGUUCGGUAUGUUGCAUCCAUUGGUUCUCUGGCUCAUGCUGCCAUUGUUGUUCGGUAUGUUGUGUCCAUUGGUUCUCUGGCUCAUGCUGCCAUUGGUUUUCGGUCGCUUGUGUCGGUUCCUCUUCUGUCGCUUUUGUCCCACUCCCUGACGCCCCAAUACGUUUUUUGUUAG
This is a messenger RNA of Lactuca virosa, 441 nucleotides long. The record is from the annotation of a GenBank genome assembly. NCBI's taxonomy places the organism in Eukaryota, Viridiplantae, Streptophyta, Magnoliopsida, Asterales, Asteraceae.